AUGACCACUUCUCUGAAGCUUGUCAUUACAUUUCGAAAGCAGUACUUAGAACCACUGAAGGCAAAACUAAGUGCUAUCAAGUUUUUUGAUUAUUAUAAUACUGAGCACAACAUUAAUUGUGAAGUUCAUGUUUCUGAUCCCAAAAAUGUUGAUGUCGAUCCAAUUUAUAAAGCUGAGUUGUAUGAAAUUGAAGUUGAAAUUCAGUAUAACGAACAUUUUUUACAUCCCGGAGAUCAGUUUAAUAAAAUAGGAAACGAGUGGUGCAAUCCUACGAAAAAUAUCCUAGCAAAUGCAUGGCUGAAGCUGUAUGACCGCUCUGUGUUGAGAAAUAAAGGCAAACAGUUUCACUCUGAUGUUGAUCUCAAUGAAAUUGCAUUUGGCACAUUUCCAACAAUGUUCCACUUCAUGCAGCACUACCACUAUGAAAUAAAAUCUGGUGAGCGAGAGAUAAUGUGCACAUUUUUGCAUAAUCAGAAGCAUUUUAUCGUUUAUACCUGUUUAGUGCAUGAUAAAUAUUGUAAAUUUCUCAAAAGAACUUAUAAAUUUAGAGUAGAAUAUAAGUCAAUAUCUAGGGUAAUCAUAAACGAUACUCCUAACAAAGAAACAGUGCAGAUGUACUUUAUUUUGAAGCAUAUACCUUUAGUACACAUAGAAAAAGAUGAAAAUAAGGAAGAACCUGAAUUUCAGUCGGGUGACAGGGUCUCAUUUUUAGCUUCAGACCAAGAAUACCAAGAAAAAAAAUGGGAUAGGGCUUUAGAGUUUGGAUGCAGGUGUAAUCGAUCCUUUUGUGUUUUAAAGAAAGUUGGUAAAUGUCCAGUUUUUAAGGUGGUAAUAUCAAGAAAAAGAAGAGCCAAUGGAAUAAUUGAAAGGCUGAUCCAGAGAUGCCCUUCUAAAACCAUAUUUCAUUAUUGCCAUGUUGAAGCUUUGAUUUCCAAAUUGAAGUUAAAAGAUUUCGAACUUUUUCCUUAUGAUAGUGAAAAGUUUGACAAAAUAAUUGAUAAAAGUCAUGUAGCUGACAUUUCAUUUUCCUGUCAGUUUGCAUGGCAAGUAGUUCUGUCAUACUCUUUAGAAAUACAGGAUCAGAUUAUAAUGAAAUAUGAACUGGAAAAGAAUGCCGACCAACUUGCCCCAUGGGUGGUUUUGAAAAUGAAUUUAAUAAAAUUUUCUAGAAAAAAUAUUGAUGCUUUGUUAAGUGCAUUGUAUCAAAUUGCUGAGAUGAUUGUGAGAAAUGAAAUAUUUGUUUUUGAAGAUGCAUUGCAGAAACUUUUUGACCAUCAUUGCCGCCAUAAGUCCAAGCUUGAGCUUCCUGAAGGAAUGUGCUUCGUUCGACGUUUAAUAAUUACGCCAUCAAGAGUCAUCUCUGUUUCACCCACUGAGCAUUUUGACAAUCGUGUCAUUCGAAAGUAUGGAGCCGAAAACAUGCUUCGUGUAUCGAUUCAGGAUGAUAACUUUUCUAAAUUAACUUUUGCAGUUCAGUUCCAUACCUAUAAAGAUCAAAUGUUAGAUGAAAUAGCAUUAAAUAGCCUGCGAAAAGGCAUUGAAAUUGGUCCUAGGCAUUAUGAAAUGCUUGCGGCAUCUAAUAGCCAGCUCAGGGAGCAUGGGCUGUGGAUGUAUGCUCAAGAUAGACAAGGAAACACUGCAGAUACAAUUAGAAAGUGGAUGGGCGACUUUAGUCGGAUCAGAAAUGUUGCAAAAUACAUGGCACGCAUGGGGCAAUGUUUCUCAACGAGUGAAGAAGCAGUGCAGCUAGAGCUUUCAAAUGAGAAUGUUAUUGAACUUGAAGAAGUGAAGUCUGCCGAUGGAAAAUAUGUUUUCUCGGAUGGAAUUGGGAUGAUAUCACAGGAUUUAGCCGAAGAGGUAAAAAAGGAUUUGGAGAAGCAUGUUCCCUUAAGAAUCAUGCAGCUCCAACCUAUGUACAGACCAACAGCAUUUCAAAUUCGCUACCAAGGGUGUAAAGGAAUGGUUGCAGAAUCAACGACCUUAUCAGAACGCAGACUGGGCAUACGACCAAGCAUGAAAAAGUUUGAAUGUGAAAACUUGAGUUUGUUGGAAAUAGUAAAAAUUAGUGCUCCGCGUAACUUAUUCCUUAAUCGCCCUCUUAUUUCAAUUUUGGAACAACUGGGCGUGAAACCAAACAUAUUUCUGAAACUACAAAAAGAAAUGGUGAUUGACAUAACAGAUUCACUAAUUUAUGAAAGAAAGGCUUGCAAACUAUUAACAAAUUUGACAACUUUAGACUACCCUUACAUGAAGCUUUUGAAAUCUGGAAUUUGUUUAACUGAGGAACCUUUUUAUCGUUCUUUACUUCAUUCUGUGUACAGAAAUUGCAUUGAUCAAUUACGUAGUAAAGCAAGGUUGGCUGUUCCUCCUGAGUAUGGACGCAACAUGUUGGGUGUGUUAGAUGAGACUUUUACCCUGGAAUAUGGACAGAUAUUUGUACAAUAUUCUGAAGAAGUAGGCUAUGGAAUAUCUCCAACCAAAAUUUUACAAGGAACUGUAGUUGUUACUAAGAAUCCUUGUAUGCAUCCGGGAGAUGUGAGAAAGCUGGAAGCAAUUGAUGUGCCAGCACUUCAUCACAUCAAAGAUUGUAUCGUAUUUCCAGCCAAGGGGAAGAGACCACAUCCUGAUGAAAUGGCUGGUUCUGAUUUAGAUGGCGAUGAAUAUGUCGUUAUCUGGAUGCAGGAUUUGAUAUUUCCCAAAAGAAAUUACAAAGCUAUGGAUUACCCCCCUAAUCCAGAAAUUAAACACAGUGGAUCAAUAACAGUUGAUGACAUGAUAGAUUUCAUUCGCACAUAUAUUAAGAAUGAUAACAUUGGUGUUUUGGCAAAUGCACAUUUGGCUUGGGCAGAUAUCCAUCCAGAGGGCAUCUUUUCUAAAGUAUGUAUGAAAAUUGCUGAAAAAUAUCCAAUGGUUCUCGAUUUUGCAAAAUCCGGAACGACAUGUCAUCUUACCUACCAAGAGAAGCCAAAGCAAUAUCCCGAUUUCAUGGAAAAGGGUGCUGCAAACAAUAGCUAUAAAUCAAAAAAAGCUUUAGGUUUGCUUUACCGAACAACCAGGAAUCUGGAAGCCUGUGUAAGCAAAAUUGAUACUCUGGAACAGCCUGUUGUGCCUGAUAAGUUUCUAGAGUAUCCCGGCUGGGAAGAAUAUAAAGAUUCUGCAGAUAGUCACAGGAAAGAAUAUUCAAAAAGAUUCAAGAAUAUUUUAAAGAAAUAUGGCAUACAAAAUGAAGCUGAGGCAUUGACUAGUUAUGUGGGUAAAGUGAAUGAUUACAACGAGAACCGUUAUGAAAAAGCAAAUGCAAUUUCUAUCUCCAAAACCUACUUAAUGGACACAAUUAAGCGGUUUAGGUAUGAGUUCUUCAAAUCGUGUGAUAAGGAAGUUCAGAUGCACAGAAUACCACGCAAUGAAGUUACUGAAUACAAGUAUCGAAGAGCUUCUGCUUGGUACAUGGUUACAUAUUGUAGUUCAGACAGAACCAUACUUAGUUUCCCUUGGAUCAUUGGAGAUGUACUGGCUGAAAUGAGGCUGAAGUUGUGUGGAUCAAAACCAAUUCCUAGGAGUUCGUUCAUUGAACAAUCCGAUGAAGUUUUACUUCAGAAAUUCGAAGAUUUAAAGAACCAUCUCGAUGGAAGAUGUUACUGCGUUCCGACAAUGUAUGAAAGCGUUAGAGAAUGGAUGACCAAGUCAUCUUUGACAUUGAAAAUGACAGCAGAUGAGGUGUUCUGUUUUCAGUGCUAUGAAAGAAUUAAGGAUUAUUUUAUGCAAACUCAACAAAUCACUUGCUGCUCUUCUAAAGAAGAUGGCUGCAACUGCUCAAACAAGUGUUCCCCGAUGAAGUUAAUUUUAAAGUUUAUGAAAUUCUAUGCCACUGAAGUGUGUUCUGAGAUUGGACAGUGUAAUGCCCAACUUCCAAAUAGACAGCAAUGUGAAGGCUUUCGUGUAGUGAAUCUGCAGUCUGUGGCUUUACAGGCAUACGCUUCACUUGCAGUGACUAGAAAUCGAAGCUAUUUAGGCUUCACAGAUAACAGCACUAGCAGUAGUGAUGAUACUAUUGACGAAGAGGGUGAUCCCAUUCGAGUCCCAGUUACUAAAGAAUUCAGCUUUAUAAUGACUCAUCACAGGGAUGAGUUGGAUGAUUUGCUGAAAUCACUUACUGGCGUUAAAGAAAUUUUUAUUACUGGUGAUAAAGAUAGGAAAGACAAUUGGUAUAUAUUGGUUCACUCAAUUGGUAAAGCAUGGCAAAGAUGGAGCCUAGAAGAGCUUAUAAUGGACCCUAAAAGUCCUACAUAUUUUCAAUCCAAAUUGAAGGGAAUGGAAUCUUAGAGUUUUUAUACUUUUUAUAUUUCGAAAUAUUGUGUACUCUAGAUUUUAAUUUUUUAAUGAUUUUUUGACAUGUAGAUACUACACAGCCAGACAAGAAGAGUAUAUCUCAAGGUUUUUCUUCAAACAUUUCCUUCUUAUUUCAUGGUCAUUUACUAGUCUUGUGCAUAAUAGUUUAACAAUUAGUGUCAGAUCAUCGAUUUUUCCAAGUCAGGGCAAAUCUUGAAACAGCCACCCUUACCUAUCUUUCUUCAACUUUUUGCGUAGAGUUUUGCCCAGACCACUCAGAAAUGGGACAUAUGUACUGCUCCCUCCCCCAGAAGCAGGGGCGGAUACAGAACAUUUUAAGGUGGGGAAGAGGGGUCAUGUUGAAGAAAGACUCUCCUCCUUCCCGUGUGUACGAACCAGCGUUUUUGGGUACGAUGAAUUUCUGAAACUGCUUGGGUGUCAAUAAAAAACACCAAUCGGCCAGGAAUGAGGCACCCAAUAGGAUAUGAACAUUACAAAUUAAUUUCAUCAGCAGAUAAAAGAAGUAGUUUUUCAAACAUUUACUUUCAAAAAUAAUUAAUGAAUUGAAAACACAACUGAAAUCGUUUACAUUUUAUUCAUAACUAGUGGUACCCGCACGGCUUUGCUCAUAGCAGAAAAAUGAUAUGGUCAUUUGGUCGCCUGUAUAUUUACAAAUAAUGGAUGAUUAAUUUUUCGCCAAUUUGCUAAGUUCAUUGGCUCGCCCAUGUUACGGUUCCACGUUAUGACAAUUUGGUAAUUUACUCGUUCACGGUAUGAUAAUUUGCUCGGUAAAAUGUUCUUAAAAUUGGAAUAGAAAAAGAACAAAAUCCAAUUUUUGAGAUGCUCACCCCUAUGCUAGAACUAAUUCUGUGCCGAAUUUCAUGGAAAUUAAUGGAAGGGUCUAAGUGUUAUGUGCGUAAUAGAGAUCUAGAGACACAGACUUUCAGCUUUAUUAUUGGUAAAGAAGUGUUUGAACACAAUGUGGAGGACAGCUAUACAAUUGCCGACAGUGUAGGGGGAGGGGCGCCAGGAACCCCAUGUUCCACUCCUUGUAUCUGCCCCUGCCGAGAUGUAGCCCCUCCUUUCCGGAGUAAGGGCCCCAUCUUGCUCCCCCUAGAUCCAGCAGAUUACAUUUCGGUUUAAGCAUUAAAUUUUGCUAAAUAAGAAUAAAUAGUGGAAACAUCAAUUUCUACGACCAACAAACUAAUUACUUGAGGAAUAGAAAGAGCUCAUAAUCAAAGUUAACAUUUUGAGACAUUCUUCUUCUUCAGAAGAGUCAUGCGUUCUUAUUCAUAGCCAGUGAGCAAUAUUAUUAUGAACUUUGUUUUAAAUUAGUGGUUUGUCAUGUGUGCAAUGAUUUUUCAUUAUAAAUGAAUCUAUACUAUGAACUUUGGAUGAAAAUGUCGCUUUUCUCACUCUUUUAGUCUUAUGUUCAUGUCUUGUAUGAUGUCAUAUGUAUGUAUUUCUUUAAUUUUUGAGGUCUUUUUUUUCAUAGCUCGGCAUACUUCUUACCUCUAUGUCUGUCUAAUGGAUUCAGCUUCUGAACAAAUUCAUUGUCGAUUUUCAAAUAUGCAUCCUUCAGUGCCAUCAAACUUCUUUAUUUUUUAUCAUGCACAAAAAUGUUCCAUGUGUCAUUCACGUUAAUGAUUUUGUUCACUUUUACAUGUUUUUAAGAUAUCCAAUAUUUGUUCAUUACUUUUAGUGAAAUUAAACUAAAAUAGAAAUUCGAGUGCAGUUUUCAAACUGAAGAAAAGCAGUUAUAAGAUUUAUUUUUAUACCAAAGACUUUUUUUUAUGAAGUUUUAAAUUUUGUUGAUAUAGGUAUGUACAUUUCUGUCAUUCUUGUUGUUGAUUGUGCAUUUUUCUCAUUCGUGUUGAUGUAUUUAUUAACUGGGUGAUAUGCCUGCUUCUGGAUGAGUUUUUAACACUGUGAUACCUUUUAGUGCAAUAAGAAAGAUGAAAUUUUUAAAGUUUCUUUCAUGGGUAAUGUUCCCUUACUCAUCUACGAAAGUUCCUGAAGUGCACAAAAAAAAAAAGAA
Molecule: messenger RNA, 6367 nt
Organism: Uloborus diversus
Lineage: Eukaryota; Metazoa; Arthropoda; Arachnida; Araneae; Uloboridae
Exons: 7
Coding region: 1-4323 (1440 amino acids)
Biological process (GO): siRNA processing
Cellular component (GO): nuclear RNA-directed RNA polymerase complex
Molecular function (GO): RNA-directed RNA polymerase activity
Source: RefSeq, a predicted model, not a curated record